UUUUUUCGGACACAAGGCAGGAAUGCUCCCGCUUGAAGAGUGGUUUUUGCAGCAGUUCAAGCCUCGGUUUGUCAAAACGUCCCAGUCCCACCGGUUGCAGAGCCAGAGCACGACUGUGUACAAACAGCGAAAAAAGCUCAUCCAGCUCACAAACAUCUUCUACACUUAUCAAAAAUCCCAGCCCGGAGCUAGUUUUGAAGUACUUUGUAAUUCUCGGUGAAGAAAGCUCUUCAAAUCACAAUCAGAACUGCCUUCUCUUUUGGCAUCACCGCCACACACCUUAACCACCAGCCCCAAUGGGCUUGUUCCGUUCAAGAACCUGGCCUUCUUUUUUUCUCUUUUUGGAUUUCCACAUCACCAAAACUUGCCAUCUGACCUUUUGAUAAGCCUUAUUCUCCCACACUCUUUCGCUCUUGAGAAUUAUUUCUGAUCGAUUUAUUUAUAAAAAUGUCAUUGUUUUUCAAAAGUCCUAUAGACAUUGAAGUCAGACUUGAUAAUGAAGACUCUCGUCAACAUGUUGAAGUUAAAAAUCGAAAGGGAAGAAAAGAAAAAUUGCCCCUAUAUGAAGAUGGUGAAUCAGUUAAAGGUCAAGUAACAAUUAGAUUGAGAAAUAACAAUAAAUUGGAUCACUUAGGGAUAAAAAUUCAAUUGAUUGGAACUAUUGAAACGCACUCAAAUUCCUCUUCCAACAAUAAUGCCUCUAAUUCCAAUAAUUCAAAUUUAACUUUAAAUAAUAAUAACGAUAAUUUUUUAUACUUAUUACAAGAAUUAUCUGCUCCUGCCACCUUAAACCAUCCUGAAAAUUAUCAUUUUGAAUUUAAAAAUGUUGAAAAACAGUUUGAAAGCUAUAGAGGUUUAAAUGUUAACUUGCGUUAUUAUUUAAAAUGUAUUGUCUUACGAAAAAAUUCCUCAAACAUAAUCCGUGAAAAGGAAUUAUGGGUCUAUAAUCACCAAUUUCCCCCAGACUCGCCAUCCAGUGUUAAAAUGGAUGUGGGUAUAGAAGAUUGUCUCCACAUUGAAUUUGAAUACUCAAAAUCAAGAUAUUCAUUGAAGGACGUCAUAGUUGGCAGAAUUUAUUUUUUACUAGUUCGUUUAAAAAUUAAACAUAUGGAGUUAUCCCUAAUAAAAAGAGAGUCCAUUGGCACUCCUCCAAAUCAGUUUUCAAAUUCAGAGACUUUAGUCAGAUUUGAAAUUAUGGAUGGUGCUCCUGUUAGAGGAGAAGCAAUUCCAAUCCGAUUAUUUUUAGGUGGUUUUGAUUUAACUCCAACUUUUAGAGAUGUGAAUAAAAAAUUUUCAGUAAGAACUUUUUUGAGCUUAGUUCUAAUUGAUGAAGAUUCAAGACGUUAUUUUAAACAAAGUGAAAUUAUUCUUUAUAGAGAAUGAAAAUACAUGAGUUUUCAAAUCAAAUUUAAAUUAUCGAAUUUAUCAUUAUUUUUAUAGUUUUUAUGUUGUACUAAUAUUUUCUAUCUUAAAAAUGCAGGUUG
Molecule: messenger RNA, 1484 nt
Organism: Ascoidea rubescens DSM 1968
Lineage: Eukaryota; Fungi; Ascomycota; Saccharomycetes; Ascoideales; Ascoideaceae
Gene: PEP8
Product: retromer subunit PEP8
Exons: 1
Coding region: 448-1383 (311 amino acids)
Biological process (GO): retrograde transport, endosome to Golgi; intracellular protein transport
Cellular component (GO): endosome; retromer complex
Source: RefSeq, a predicted model, not a curated record